AACUGUUUAAAAGACAGGUUCGGAGGGGGACUAAAACAACAGAAGGUUCAGCAGAACACUGAGCAAAGCCUUUCCUGACGAUUUGCUUCCGAGCAUAACCUUCUUCAUCAUCCUCUGUUCCCCGAGACCCAGAAGAUGCUCUCAACGCGCGUCCAGUGCGCUCUAGCGCUGCUCUCCUUUGCUUUGGCCAUCAACAGUGUCUCUUCCGCGCCGUCCGACACCAAACUGCGCCAGUUGCUCCAACGGUCACUCACGGCACCAGCUGGCAAACAGGAACUUGCCAGGUAUACACUUGCAGAGCUGCUCUCAGAGCUUGCACAGGCAGAGAAUGAGGCUAUUGAGUCAGAAGACAUGUCUCGUAGUGUGGAUCAGGAGGAUGUACAUCUUGAGCUGGAGCGUGCAGCCAACCCACUACUAGCUCCGCGUGAACGCAAGGCUGGAUGCAAGAACUUCUUCUGGAAAACAUUUACGUCAUGUUAAUACAUGAGUCAUGUUAGGCCCUUACUGUGUGUACUACAUCUCAUCUCUUCUGUUACAGUAAUUAAUGUCCAAAUCCAAUGCAAGAUGUUCUAACCCAUUUCUCCACACAAUGUAAAUAAAAAUACUGUUUAAACU
This is a messenger RNA of Esox lucius (northern pike), 615 nucleotides long. RefSeq names its product somatostatin 1, tandem duplicate 1 (gene sst1.1). Gene Ontology annotation, biological process: regulation of cell migration. The record is from RefSeq and is a predicted model, not a curated record. Lineage: Eukaryota; Metazoa; Chordata; Actinopteri; Esociformes; Esocidae. Bases 136 to 480 code for a protein of 114 amino acids. The transcript has 2 exons. Gene Ontology annotation, molecular function: hormone activity. Gene Ontology annotation, cellular component: extracellular region.